This is a messenger RNA of Tetrahymena thermophila SB210, 5463 nucleotides long. Its product is annotated as zinc carboxypeptidase family protein. The transcript is spliced from 2 exons. NCBI's taxonomy places the organism in Eukaryota, Ciliophora, Oligohymenophorea, Hymenostomatida, Tetrahymenidae. The record is from RefSeq and is a predicted model, not a curated record.
AGAAAAAAUUUGCUUACUUUUGAUAUAUAUAAAGUGAUUGUUUCCAGUGUAAAAUUAAUCAAAAUGUAGGCAGGAUAAAUAAAGUCAUAAUUUGUUAGUGCCAAUGCAAGUACUCAUCGAUCAGAAUCUGAUGAUAUUAAUGCUGAACAUUCUUAUAGGAAAGAAAGAACAUAUAAUACUAAUUUAUCUAUUUAGAUAAAGCAAGAACAAGUUAGUCAAUAGCAAGAUUAACCAUGUAAUUAGAGUUAACUUUAAAUAAAUAAAAAAAUAUUUGAGAAGCUGCCUGAAGCUAAUUAGUUGCUUCCAAAAAUGAGAGAACCAGUAGAAAAAGCAAAAUUAGCUUUAUGUAUUCCAAUUAUGAACUUACCUUCAUUUAAUGGUGCAGCACCUUAGCGCGAAGAGCUACAUAGGAGUAAAUCAGAAGAUUGCAUUAAGCAAUAGUACAGCAUCAGUAAGGGAAAAAGCAGCUUGAAAAAAACGGGUUUAAAAAGCAAAUAAAAAAAUUCAUCACAAUAAAGCUAAUUAAUAUUUUAAAAUUCAUCAUAAGAUUAAAUCAAUAAUAAACAAGAUGACAUAUAGAAAAUGCAAAAUAAUAAUAAUUUAAGAGUAAAGCAUAUUUCAUUGCAUUAAUAAGCAUCAGAUUAAGAUGAUAAUUCUAAAGUAAAUUUAAAAAAAAGAGGCUUUAGCAAUGAUCAAAAAGAAUCAAUAAAAAAGAUAUCAUUUAAAAUUCAAAGUUCUGGCAAUAAGCUGAGAGAAAAUGAGACGAACAUUCAGAGAUAUUUCCUUAAAUUAAACGUCAUUUAUAAAAAGUAUACAGAAAUUCAUUAUCCUGCAUAUAACUCUCCUACUAAUAAAGUGAAUACAGAGGAGAGCGAAAAAUAAAAAACAGAAGAGGAUGAAGAUUUUUCAAGUAAAAGCAAGAACAAAUCAAAAAAUAAAUAAAAGAAAGAGGCACUAUACUUGUCUAAUGUUGUGCAAUUUAACACUGUCUACUGUGAUUUGAGGAGGCUAAUUAAAUCUUAAAAUUAGUCAAAACUAAAUAUAAGUUCUAAUAGUACUAAUUAAAGUAUAGUAAAUGAUAGAUAUAUAAAAGUGUAAACUCCAUUAAGCGGUACCAAUCCAGUCAAAAAGCUAUUGAUCAAUUAAGAUAAUACAAGUAGCUAGCUGUAAACUUCUAAAAAUUAGGAUAACGCUAGUAAUCCUCAAAUUCAUGAAUUGGAGCCUUAUUAUAAAAAAAAGAAUCAAGCAGAUAGAACUUUAAUUUUUGAAAGCAGGUUUGAAAGUGGAAAUUUAUCUAUUGCUGCAAAAAUUAGUGAUGAAGAAUAUGAUCUUCUAUUAUAAAAUGAUAUUAACACUCAUGGCCACACUCAAUGGUUCUUUUUUAAAGUAAAAAAUACAUUCAGUGGAAGUCGUGUAAAAUUUAACAUAUUGAAUUUUUGUAAGAGUGAUUCUUUAUUUAAUUAAGGAAUGAAAGUACUAGUUUAUUCCAAAAUCCAAGCUAUUUCUCAAAAUAAAGGAUGGCAUCGCUCAGGUGAAAACAUCAGCUAUUACAAAAACAAUUUUAUAAGGAAACAAAACUGCUAACCGCCAACUUCUACGACAACAUAUUUCGCUGAAACAAAAGGCUAAUCUUUUCAAAAUAAAAAUUUUUAAAAGCAGUAAAAUUAUUAUAGCCUCAGUUUUACAUACUUAUUUGAAAAUACUGAAGAUGAGGUGUAUUUUGCUUACAAUUAUCCUUACACUUACUCAGAAUUGUAAGAAUAUUUAGACGAGCAAGAAAGUAUUAAAUCAGAUAUCCUAAAUAGACGAGUUUUAUGUAGAACGCUUGCUGGAAAUAGAAUUGAUCUUCUUACUAUAACUUCAAAAAGUGAUUAGUAUAAGAAAUAGGGUAUUAUUUUAAGUGCUAGAGUUCAUCCAGGUGAAACAGUAUCUUCUUUUGUUAUGAAGGGAAUUAUUGAUAAUUUGUUAAGUGAUACAGAAGAAGCACAGUCAUUAAGAGAAAGAUUUGUUUUUAAAAUAAUUCCUAUGCUAAAUCCUGAUGGAGUAGUGCACGGAAAUUAUAGAUGCAGUCUUUCUGGUUGUGACUUAAAUAGAAGAUGGAAAACUCCUCUUAAAACACUUCACCCAGAAAUAUAUCAUUUUAAAUAGAUGAUAUACAAUUUCUCUAACCAUAUCAAAUUAGCAUUAUUUUGCGAUUUGCAUGGACACUCUAUGAAAAAAAAUAUUUUUAUUUAUGGAUGCCAUGAUAAGCAAUAACCUCUUGCCUGCAGAGAGUUACCAUUUUUAAUGUCUAAACUUUAUGAGCCUUUUUCUUUUAGUGACUGCAAUUUUAUGGUUUAAAAAAGUAAGGAAGGCACUGCUAGAGUAGCCUUAUGGGAAGGGUUAAGAAUUCCAAAUAUUUUCACUCUGGAAUCCUCUUUUUGUGGUCCUUCUUACGAUGAUAUUCAUUUCCAAUAAAGUGAUCUUGAAAAAAUGGGUGCUAGAAUGUGUCAAGCAUUUUUAAUUUAUUUUAGACCUCAAAUAAAAGUUGAAACCGAAAGUGAUUCUUACCAUUAAAAAACUGAAAUUGUGAAGGAUAAAACUCUUUAUUCAAUACCAAAUAGGACUUCUUCGGAAUCUCUGUAUUCUCCAACUAGCAAAACAGAAUAGGCAUACAGAGGAAAUAACAAUAAAUUUGAUUCCAUAAAAAGCUAGCAAAAAUCAGUCAAUGUUUAAGAGGCUGCUAUAACACACAGCUAUACACCAACAAAGCAAAUUAGAAGUAUUUCGUUAGACGAUAGAAAUAUGAAUAAUACUUAAAUGCAUUUGGAAGAUUUGAGAAAGCAAUAUUUAAAUGAACUUUGGUCAAAAAGUGUUAGUGAAAUAGAGAAAUUAGGCAUGAAUGAAUCUGAUGAGUCUGAUUCUUGCCCUUCAGAUGAUAAUUUAGAUGAUAAAGAAAUCAGUAAGAUAUUUGACAAGACAUUAAAUUCUUACUAAAAGCUGACAAGUUAAAGAAAACGUAAUAUAAACAAUAAAGGCAAUAAAAAGCAAAGUUUUUUAAAUGGAAGUUUUAUGAAUAACUCUUAAUCUUAAAGCACUUCUCCUUCUAAUGGUUUAAAUAAUUAAUCAUAAAUAAUUAUGAAUGAGGAAUGUUCACCCUUUAAAAAGAAAGAAGCAGGAUGGAAUUCUUACUUUGGGAGAGGAAACAGCAGUUUGAUGUAAAAAAAAUUUUCCAUCUCUGAAGAAAAGCUUUAAGCUUAACAAAAAAUAAACAAAUAAUCUGAAUUAAGUUGUGAAAAUUCAAAUUAGAAUAGCUAAAAAAAGAACAUUUAGCAAUCUUAAAUAACUCUUGCUGCAGUCAAAAAUAAGGCUUUCAAUUUUUAGUGUGCCUCUCCUUAAGUACCUACUACUAGAUAGAGUCCAUUAAAUAGAUAUGAUGAACUUGCAAGUGUAAGUCCUAAAAAAAUAUUAUACUAUCAGCAGGUAAAUUCAAGAUAACUUCCUUCUUUACAAAAGACGAACUGCGGAACUUCGGCUAUCGAAAAUGAAAAUUGGAUUGACAAAAGACGUAUUAAGAAUUUGAAAUAACAAAAAUCAGAUGAUCAAUAGCCAUUUAUUGCAAAUACACUUUCUAAACAGAUAAAAUACCUUUAGCCUAACUAAUAACUUCAAUAGUAGCUAAUAUAGAAUUAGUAAGAUUUUUAGUAAAAAUAAAAAUUAAUGAAUUCAUAAUUCAUAGAUAAUUAGUAAAGUGAAUUUUACAAGGUAUUCUAAGACAAAAAUAGCAUAGUUAAACCUUAAUACCUCAAUUAAAAUUAACAAAUAAAUUAAAACCCAAUUCCAUACAAUUAAAUACAAACUAUGAAUCAGUAAAUUUAACAAUACAAUCACUAACGCUUAAGUCCUUAUAAAAGGAAGUACCAUAAAAAUCAAACUGGAUGUAAUUAAAAAUCUAAUAACAAUAAGUUUGCUUAAUUUGAUUCAAGUUACUUAGGAAAUUCUUACUUAGUUGAUAUGGAUAAAACGGAUUAAAAUGCUUCUAAUAAUUAUAAAAAUAACUUAUCUAAUAUUGAAUUUAGAGAUGAAAACGAAGAUUUAAAUCUUUUCUCAAAUCUCUAAAACUAAAGAAAUUUUCUUAAUUAGUCUAUGCUUCCUUCACUUUACACAUAUGAAAGUAAUGAAACAAAGCAUUAGUUCACAGAAAUUUAAAACGAUUACUUGAAUGCAGAUUUAUCUGACUAAAACUCCUACUAAAGAGCAAAUAAUUUGUAACAUUCAAUAUCGCCUAAGCAAGGAAAAAAUGCUUAGAAUAACAUUAUCUCAGCUGUUUAAAAUUAAAUAAAAAGGAAAACUUAAAAAGAUUUUGCUGUUUAUAUUCAUUAAGAUAAAUCAUAGCUUCAAAAUCAGUAGACUUAAUUUUAAAAUCAGUCUGUUGAGGAUUCCGUUAUAAGUACAAUGAGAUACGAAUAAUCUAAAAGCACCUAUUUUGAUCCAUUAAAAUCUUCUAAUUAACCAAGCCAAAUUUAAUUAAGCAAAAACCACAAUAUUCACUAUUAAGAGUAUGUAAAAUUUAAAAAUAAAAAUAAUCCAAAUGUUGGAAACCAAAAUGCUUUUAAUCAAACUUUGUCUUAACAAUCUUAUUAUGAGAAUCAAUAGGCUUAAAAAGUAGACAAGUAAACUUUAUGUACAAGCAGCUAAGAUUAUAAUAAUAACAAACUAGAUUCUUUGCUAAAUAUAAUAUCUGAUAUUCCAAUAAAAAUAAAAUUAAAUAAAAGUAAUUAUAAUGGCUUCAAUCAAAUAACAUCCUAGAUAAAUUAAAACAGUUAAUUCUUAAAUGGAGAUAAAAUUACUUAACAAAAUAUUGAAGAAUAAUAUCAAAAUGAAUAUAAUAACAAACUUUUAAGCUAAAAAACCCAUUUUUCUCUUGGAGUGCCAUCUAUUUCAGAAAAUCAAGCUUAAUUUAGUUUAAAGAAGAAAAAGAAGGCAGUUGAGUAAAUGAUGAAAAAAGAUUUGUAAAAUUAAAUAUUUAAUUAAAGAACUAUUACAAUAAUCAACACUUAAAAUAAUUAGCCUAAUUAAAGUUCAUAAAAAGAUAUUUUAGCUUAAAGUUCUAUUGUCAAUAGCAUUUUAGAUAACAAUUAAGUAACUCUAGAAUAAUAAACAAGUCUUUUUGAAAUUUAAAAUAAUUUAUAAAGAAAAUAUGAUUUUUAAGUUCAAAAUAAUUCUAUGAUAAAUUUACCUGAUAAUACAUAGUAAUAUAAUUAUUCACAGGAUAAAACUGAUAAAUUAGCUUAAUUAUAAAAUACAAUUUCGACCAAUAUUUAAAAUUACAAUUCUUCAAAAAAUAUUAGAUCCCAAAGCUGCACUAAAUAGUAGAAAGCAGCUAAAUUCUAAAAUAAAUAGCAGCAAAAUAAUAACGAAAUUAAUGCAAAAAAACUAAUUUUUUAUAGCAUAAAUGACUAAAAUUUAAAAUAAAUAGUAUGA